Messenger RNA from Fusarium mangiferae, 849 nucleotides. RefSeq names its product related to acyl-CoA dehydrogenases. The record is from RefSeq and is a predicted model, not a curated record. Gene Ontology annotation, molecular function: flavin adenine dinucleotide binding; oxidoreductase activity, acting on the CH-CH group of donors. The transcript is spliced from 4 exons. Bases 1 to 849 code for a protein of 282 amino acids. Lineage: Eukaryota; Fungi; Ascomycota; Sordariomycetes; Hypocreales; Nectriaceae.
AUGGGACUUCCAGCAUCAGCACGUAUCCCUAUUGCAUUUUCUGAAUGCAUUCCAGCUGAUACGAUCUUCGCUCAAAUGCUGGGUAACAAGCCCAGAGAUCGUUUUGUUGCACAUCCGCGGAUUCUUGAGGACCUGAAGUACGAGGCAAGACGUAGAGGAUUGUGGAAUCUUUUCUUACCAAGGAGUCACUAUGCAGAGGGCAGUGGCUAUAGCAAUCUUGAAUACGCCUUGAUGGCUGAGCAAUUGGGGAAAAGCCAAAUCGCAAGUGAGGCUAUGAACUGCUCAGCUCCCGAUUCGGGUAACGUGGAGGUCCUGGCCAAGUUUGGAAAUGCUCCACAGAAAAAGGAAUGGCUCGAGCCCCUCCUUGAGGGAAAGAUUCGUUCAGCCUUUCUGAUGACUGAGCCAGACAUUGCUUCCAGCGACGCCACCAACAUUCAAUUCGAAAUCAAACGCGAUGGAGAUUCGUACGUACUGAACGGAAGUAAAUGGUGGAGCAGUGGAACAGGCGAUCCUAGAUGUGAGCUGUACAUUGUGAUGGGCAAAACGGACCCCUCUAAUCCAAAUUCUCAUCGCCAACAGUCUGUCUUGUUGGUACCUGCUCGUUCUGCUGGUAUCACCGUACACCGCAUGCUGUCGGUCUUUGGAUACGAUGAUGCCCCUCAUGGUCACGGUCACAUCUCUUUUAAUAACGUUCGUAUUCCCGCAACUAAUCUCGUCUUGGGAGAAGGUCGGGGUUUCGAGAUCAUCCAAGGAAGACUGGGUCCUGGCAGAAUUCACCACACUAUGCGAUGCAUCGGAGCGGUAAGAGAUCGUCAGGCCUGCGUUAGUUCUAUGCAGGAGAGAUGCUAA